AUGGUACUUGGAUGCUCAGCUUGCGCUUGGACCGUUUGGAGCUGGAUAUUUGGACCGCCCGCGGGCUCAGCUUUACGACCACUUCACCCGCCCGACUCGUGCUCACGCUUCAGCGGCCAGCUCUACGAGCAGAUCUACCGCGAUCUCGCGGCAUAUGAGACUUUGGAUGCACAGCGCUUUGCCUUCUAUGAUGGCUUCUGUGCACGACGUCAAAAGGCAUGCAUUCGGCUGAGAAUUGCCAAUGGCGCAGCCUACGUCUUGGAUAUGUUUCCUGGGUAUCAGAGCCGUCAUCGCAGCACGUUGCAUGCUCUGUAUCGUGCAAUUUCUCGCUUUGGGGGCUUGCCGGAUGUCGAGGUGACAAUUGAUCUUACUGACGGUGAGCUCCAGAACAUAGACCUGCCCAUAUUCGUAAUUACGCACAAGAAGGAGGCGCCUGCUGGAAUAUUGUAUCCAGACUUCACCUUCUACUCCUGGCCUGAGAGCGUUUGCCCGUCGUCUGAGACCGAAACCUCCCACAAUUACGAUCAUCUCUAUCGCCAUUUUCGUCAGCACUGGGGCAUGGGGGCAAGGUGGCUCAACCGCAGCGACACCGUCUUCUGGCGGGGGGCUCCAGUGGAGGAUCAAGGCGCGCGCACGGUGGCACUAGAGAGGAUUGCUGAAGUCAAGAAUUCCGACGCAAAGUUCAUCUCGUGGAAAACCGUGUCCUCCACAGGCCAGAAUGACGUUCAAGGAUGUGUGGGUUUGCUGGAGCAGUGCCGACACCGCUACUUGGCCUUUCUGGCUGGCACUACCUAUUCAUCGCGCAUCAAAUACCAGCUGCUCUGCGGUUCAGUAGUGCUGGCCCAGGAGCCACGCUUCGUAGAGUGGUGGAGCCACCUUCUGCUUCCUGGAGUUCAUUUUGCUCCUGUGGAGCCGGGGUGGGCCAACAUUCACCCCUUGAUGCACCUUCUGCGCGAAAACCCCCUCAGGGCUGCAACCAUUGCGCGGCAGGGUCAACAGCUUGCCAUGACGGCGCUGUCUCCAACAGCUGUGGAUUGCUAUUGGUGGAUGCUCCUGGCCCUGAGUGCCAGGGUGCUGCCACGCUCCACUGGGCCGUUGCCCCCCAGCGCUCGGCCGCUGGAGGACACAUUGCUGUUACCCGAUGAUGCGACGCUGUCUUCUCUGCAUGGCCUGCAAGGCGGCAUCUCGAUGCUCGUAGCCCCGAAGCCUGAGACGCAGGCAACAGCUGCGGAAACAACUGGUGGGCGGCGCCUGGACAUCGUCAACCGAUGUAGCCGUCCCAUGGUCAUUGCACCCACUGGCGGCAACUCCGAAAUUCCGUGCGGAAGUGGAUGCCCUGGCGGAAUGGUGUGCAACCCGGAGAGAUCGGAGUGUUACUUCGAUUUUGAACGGCCAGGAGAGGAUUGGACAAUAGCUCCUGGGGAGACGUUGGUCAUGCACACGCCCAAUCAGGCCGUUCAGCAAGGCAAUGGCGUCUUUGCGGAGUGGAGCGGGAAGAUCGAGUUCUACCCCAACCAUACUCAGGAUGGAGGCUUAAUACCAUCGGCUUUCUGCAACAACCAGGCUUUCUGCCCAUCCUACCAGGGCCUCAAUGGCGUAGCUACAGGCAUAGAGUUCACAUUUGUCCCGUUCGGUCCGGACUAUUAUGAUGUGUCCAUCAUCAACGGCUUCAACAUUGGUAUUGAGAUGAAGCCAAAUGGCGCUUUCAAGCAGAUAGCGGAGGAGGCUGCUGGCAGCUGGGUGGGUUACAAUUGCGGAAGCGCUGGGGCCUCUCAUCAGCCGGAUAUCCGCCUCAGUUCAUGUUCAUGGAACUUCGAUCCACGCGGUGAUGGGCAAGACCUGGGCCCCCUUCUACGGCAAGUCGACGGUAGUGGAAAGAGUUGCACUUCUGACAGCGACUGCAUCGCUGGUUUGGUCUGCGGGCAAGUUGGCGUUCGCACCUUCAACCCCGUUACCAAGCAGUACCAGCCAACAGAAGAGAUCCGCAUGGAGUGUGGCCAUCAAAUUGGCUUAUGGUCCGCCUACCAGCUGUGUGUGUGGAGUGGAAACAGGUAUGUCAGUCCAUCACCAUUUGAUGGCUUGAUCGACUGCCCAGCGCAUCACAACAUGUUCGCAUGUGCUGGGCAUGAGCCAUGGAUUACAACUUGUUACUCCGAGGGGUCUCAUGAGGAUGGCUGCUGUGGGUGUGCAGAUUGGGCUGACAUUCUGGACAUCCCUGUGCCACAGGCUCAUGGCUGCAGGGGCAACAGUACCACUUGGGAGGAGAGUGCGCUGCCUUACUACGAGAUACUGAAGCGGGGCUGUCCUACAGCAUACACGUAUGCAUACGACGACGAGUCCUCAACCUUUACUUGUCAGAGUGCGAACAGUCGGCAGGAGGAGUCUGAAGCUGCCUGUGCAACAUACACAGAAGAUCUUUGCCCUCACCCGCAGUGCGCGUGGUAUGGCAUGGAUAUUGGAUGCCAAGUCAAGGCUAAUGAUGCAGGAUACAUCAUUACCCUUUGCCCAGAAGCACCGGAGGGCAGCUGGAACUUGCCAAAGCCCCCCCAGAUCAGUGCAGAUACUCCUGCCAUGGAUUCUGAUGCUGCUGUAGAGACGACCACGCAAGCCCUGCCAACGACCACCACAUGGUCUUGCCAACCCGGAGAUGUCGUACCAUGCUGCGUCGAUAGAGACUGCUUGGAGACCUGCGCUGGCAACCAAUGCUGUCCGGAUGGGACAGCUUGCCCUUCAGCCACUGAUGACUUUGCCCUGUGCCCGGCUCCCAGGCUGUACACCUGUCCGCCAGAGACCACUACUCAAACCACAACCUUCAGCAUUACUGCCACCACCACAGCCACGCAAACCUCCACAUCCUCCACACUCCAGACCACACUUAGUGCUGUCCAGCUACAAACCUCCCUGCGUUCAAGUGGAAGGAUGGAAGCAACCGGCGAGGUUGCUACCUCUGGGGAGGUAUUGGUGGGCGACAUCCACGUUGAGCUGAGCGCUGGCAAUGCGAGUCUCUGGAUGAGUGACCCGGGAGUGCAGCAGGCGCUGCGGGCCUCACUGCGGACACUGAGCAGCCACGAAGGCAUCCCGUUGCAGAACGUCCAUCUUACAGCCGACCCGAGCACUUCAACUUUCCACUAUCGGGUUCAACUGCCAGCUGACUUCUCAGAAAGCGAGGAUGACAUUGGCAAGAGGAUGGCCAACCUGUCUAACCAGUGGACGGAAGAGCUGAAGAAGGCUGUUCAUACUGGAAAGACUGGCAAUGUCAGUAUCCAGACAGCAGGCACGACCGUGUCGUGGGAAAUCAGGAAGAAGAUGCUGCAGGCCAUCGACAGCACUUCCACGCUGCCGGCUCCCGCAAGCCCGCUGGAUGUGACCAGUGCAGCAGGGGAACUGUCGCCAUUUUCACUAUCCAGCUUCGCCGGCAUCAUCUUCCUCCAAGCGCAUUUGUUUUUUGGACGUGGGUGA
Molecule: messenger RNA, 3459 nt
Organism: Symbiodinium pilosum
Lineage: Eukaryota; Dinophyceae; Suessiales; Symbiodiniaceae
Source: the annotation of a GenBank genome assembly